GUGUCCCUGUCUGUCUCUGUAUCUCCCUGUACCCGUCAGGUCCCUGCAGACGAGGUGUGCGGUUGUCCUCUGGUGAAGGACGUCUUUGAGCCGACAGGAGAGUUCUGUCGAGUGUCCAAGAGGAAGUGCAACAAACAUUACUGCUGGGAGAAACUGCGCCGCGCCGAGGUCGACCUGGAGAGAGUCCGAGUGUGGUAUAAGCUGGACGAGCUGUUUGAGCAGGAGAGGAACUUGAGGACGGCGAUGACGAAUCGAGCCGGUUUAUUGGCUCUGAUGCUGCACCAGACCAUCCAGCACGACCCAAUCACAACAGACCUGCGCUCCGCCAAGGACAGGUAGACAGACAGGGAGACAGAGAGACAGGGAGACUUGCGACGGUCAGCUCGUCAUUUUCAGCUCAGAAACCGUUUUGCGUCAGUUUUGUCGUGAAUCGUUUUCUCAUCAUUUUAACGUAAAAAUCUUCGUCACGUGACGGAGAAUCACAGAUGUUGUUUUCUGACAGUUUCUGUGGAGGUGAUCGGAUCAUUGAUAAUAACGAUAUUGAUGACGGUCAUCUUUCGUGUUUUAUACAGUUUUAUUCCCAAAGUGCGACACUACCACUGUUGCUAUGGAAACGUAUGUCACGUGAAGUGUAUGAUGUUUCGGAAAUGUAAGAAAUAUAUGAUCGCACGGAUGAAUACAGACAGAAUAUGGAAUGUUGAUUCGAUGCAAUACGUGUUUCAAAGUUUCAUUUAACAAAUCGUUUCACGAUACCAGCAAAAGAAAAAAAGACAAAAUGUUUUGUAUAAAAAUCAACAAAAAAUGUCUUGAAAAAAAGA
Messenger RNA from Plectropomus leopardus (leopard coralgrouper), 818 nucleotides. Lineage: Eukaryota; Metazoa; Chordata; Actinopteri; Perciformes; Serranidae. The record is from RefSeq and is a predicted model, not a curated record.